Messenger RNA from Triticum dicoccoides, 2046 nucleotides. RefSeq lists its product as uncharacterized. The coding region runs from base 46 to 606 and encodes 186 amino acids. The record is from RefSeq and is a predicted model, not a curated record. Lineage: Eukaryota; Viridiplantae; Streptophyta; Magnoliopsida; Poales; Poaceae. The transcript has 2 exons.
CCCAAAACUCGUGACCUUGCUGCGCGAGCCACCUCCACUUCACAAAUGAGACCGCUGGCCCAGAUGGCUUCCUCCGUGUUGGCCUCCCCAGCGCCCCUCCCUCCGCCGCUAAGCAGCCGUCAGCCUCGCGCGCGCCCAGCAGUCGCAACCGCCGCCACUCUGGUGCGGCACCGUGUCGGCGCCGCCCCCUCUGGCCCAGCUCCACCCAGUUUCCAUUUCUCGUGGGAGAAUACGGAAGCCAACGGAGCAGCGGAGGCGAGAGAGCUCAGCCGCAAGGGAGGAGAGGCAGCUGAGGCGCCACGUGUACCCAGCCGCUACCUCUUCCUCUUCCCCACCCAAACUCGUGAUACUGCUGUGUGCGCCACCGGCAACAAGACCCCCGGCCUAGAUGGCUUCCUCCAUGUUGGCCUCCCCGGCACCUCGCCCUCCCGCACGCGGCAACCGCCACCCUCGCACGUGCCCAGUAGCUGCCGCCGCCGCUGCAGUGCCGUGUCGUGCUGUCUCGGCGCCGCGGCGUGCUGCCGGGUGGUGGCCGCCCCCGCCGGCCCCUCGCUAGCUGGAUACGUGUUCGACGCCAUUUUGGCGGAUUUUUGUUAUGAAAUAUAAAAAAAAUGGUGUCAAUGUAUGUGCAAGCAUGAAUAUGACCAAGAAUAAUAUGUUGAUAUUCAUCAAAGAGAGUCUUCAAGACCACGGAGCAGUGAUUAUUUAUGUCCACGCAUACUUGACCUAAUCAACCUGAUUACCUAGCAUCCAGUUUGUACAUAGGCAUGCAAAAGAGUUAUGCACGGGCACAUCUCACGUACAAGUUAUGAUUAAGAUGGAGAUCCUAUGCGUGCAUGUGGCUAGCAACGAGCUAGUUGGCUCUGGACUAGCCAUGCAGUCCGAUCAGGCCAGGCCACUACGUGCCAGCCGCGACCGUGUGCAGCUCUAGCUGCUGCACCGCACGCACAAGAGAUAAGUUUCAUCAAAAGAGAUAACGAGCUUAUCAUCUCCAUAAGAAUAGGACCUGCCGAACAACUCUUCCGCGGCGCCCGUGCAGCUCGUUCAUAUCCAUUUCCGUAGGAUCCUCGCCUAUAAAAGGCUGUGCAGAGCACACUGGGGAGGAGCGAAGUUGAAGGGGAGACGCGCCCACGGCGGCAGCGUCGACGUGGCGAAACCGAUUGAAGAGACGCGCCCGUGGCGGCGGCGUUGGGGAGAACCCGGAGGCAAAAGCGAUCAGAUCGUACAUGAUCCCAUGAGAUCUCAAAGGUAGACGCUUCAGCGAGCCAAGGUGCGAGGUCGUGGCAGCACGCCGCCGAACUUCGACAUGAUGAUAUUGCCAUCUUCUUUGACUUACUUCCUGGCGAGGAUGCCGACUGUAUCGGCACGCUACCAUCCUUCUCACCAACCGUCUGCACUAAGUGGAGGUCAUCACCGUAACUGCGACGUCCCGAGCUCUACAUCGACAAGCUCGUCAUCUUCAAGCGAGGCCGCAUGCUAGGCGGCGACACUCAAGUCUACUCCAACUUCUACAUCAACUCUUCAUCCGACGAGGCGAAGCCACUUCACCGACAUGUCUUCUUCCGAUGAAGCUACCCAUAUCUUGCUGGGCACCGACGAGGCGAAGGCAAGUCACCAUGUCUGACACCAACGAGGCGGACACAACCAGGCCGGGCACCGACGAGGCGAAGGCCACCCAUCUGUCUGAGCUGACGAAGCCAGACAUCUUCAUCAUUGGACAUCGACAAGCCGGAGGGAUAUUGCAAGCAUUGUCGGAGCGAGGGAUGUACCGCUCCACCCUUCUAAUCAUCAUCUCCAUCAUCUACACCGACCACUUGGAGAAGACGAGACUUGAAGACGACGACCAUUGCAGCAGCUUAAUCGGAGGUGGUCCGCGACUUCGACUCGCGGACGUAAUUAAUCGGGAGCCUUCCGAGGCCCUGUGAACCAGAACUUCACAAUUGCCCAAGUCAUAUCGGCCGCGCUAGCAGGCCAUGGAGCGCUUAUGUAAAGAGAUCAUGUAAUUUGUUUCUCCUAUUAGAGAUUAAUAAUGUACAAGUUUGCCUA